Messenger RNA from Harpegnathos saltator (Jerdon's jumping ant), 5436 nucleotides. It is a transcript of the gene Tdg, whose product is annotated as Thymine DNA glycosylase. Gene Ontology annotation, biological process: base-excision repair, AP site formation. The coding region runs from base 1641 to 4976 and encodes 1111 amino acids. The record is from RefSeq and is a predicted model, not a curated record. Gene Ontology annotation, cellular component: nucleus. Lineage: Eukaryota; Metazoa; Arthropoda; Insecta; Hymenoptera; Formicidae. Gene Ontology annotation, molecular function: pyrimidine-specific mismatch base pair DNA N-glycosylase activity; uracil DNA N-glycosylase activity; DNA binding. The transcript is spliced from 9 exons.
AGGAAAGUUCCCAAAGCGAGAUAUCCGCGGCGCGGCGCGGCGCGGCGCAGCGCGGCGCGCGGCCAGUGAUCCCGUGUGCGGCUCGCGUGUUGCGCGCGCGAGAGUGCGUCCGCGCCUCCCGCCGUCGGUGAGAGAGUGUGUGCGCGAGUGUGCGAGAGGACCAAGCCGCGCGCGCGAGUGGAAGAGAGCAGCCGAAGAGAGAUUUUCGCGGCGGUGGCCGACGAGGAGGCGACCAAGAGCAGCGGCUUCCGGCCUGUCGGCGCGGAGGCGGCACACCAGCCGAACGGUUCUACCGAGUGAGGAUGCUCGUAACGUCACCGACGCUCCUUACGGCGAGGGCAACGAUGACGACAUCGCGAGGCCUCGACUGAGUCGAGUCCUCGGCUUCGUCGUCGAGGACGAGGGGGAGGGGGAGGUGAAGGAGACAAACAAGCCGCCGAGACACUUUCCGCGAGAAUUGCGGCGUCGUCGACGGCGACCGACGACUCGCUACGUCGGUCCCGUCGCCACGACGGUAGUAUCGACGAGGGAGAGAGAAGGAGAGAGAGAGAGAGAGAGAGAGAGAGGGGGGGAAGGAGGGAAAGAGAAAGAAAACGUGCCGCCUGCAACGUCGGUGGCGCGAUCGUUAACCAGGUGUUGCGUCCUCGACGUCGUCGGUGUUCUCCGCGACGAGCCGCCGCGCCGGUUUGCCGACGGCGCGUCACGAGUCGGUUUGCCGUCGGUGAGCCGCGACGGACAAGAGCGCGGUAAAAGCCCCGACGGCAAUUCGCUCGCUGUCUGAGAGAGCUCGUGGGAGGUCCGGUUCGUCGGACUCUAGGGAAGCCCGCGCACCGCGAGUCUCCUCGCAGCGACGAUCCCGCGAGCGGAGCCGCGGAGGAAAACCGCUGCGGACCAAUGACUGUUCCCCGAGCGUGGUCGCCGCUCGACACUGGACAUCGCGUUCCGUGAUUGUCCACGUUGCCGACGGACGGCUGAGAAUACAUCGUAUAUCAUCAGUGACUGCUCUCGCGAGUUGCUCGAGGAGUCACCGGCCGACGAAGGCGGUCGCCGCCGCGUUCCCGUGCGAGCGUUCGCUGUCGACGGUGUACGGUGCGUCGCACACGCAGGACUUGGACUUGGCACCGUCCCUGUGGUCCCCGGUAACAACAUCCUUUCCUUGGGAGACUGAAGGAUCCCACCACCACCACCACCACCACCAUCUCCGCCGCCGCCGCCGCCACCGCCGCCGCCGCUGCCAUCGUCGUCGUCGUCGUCGUCGUCGUCGUCGUCGUCGUCGUAGUAUCGAUCCUCGGCCGUAACUAAACCGUAGAACGCGCGUAACGGAGACGUGCGAGGGGCUUUUGUCCUCGGAGGAUCGGUAUCCACGCUCGGCGGAUCACCCGGGGCCAGAGUCGUCGCCCUGCCCAAGGCCGUCCCUAUUAUCGGCGGCGGCGGCGGCGGCGGCGACGAAGCAGAAGCAGAAAAAGAGGAACAAGUACGGGGGGGAAACAAGCGCCAUCGCGAGAGCCAGUACCUCUCUCGCGGCCAAGACGCGGAAAGAAAAGUCCCGGGGGGAGAGAGCGAGAGAUAGCUGGUGACGUGACGGUGACGCCGGCCGACGGCCGACUUCCGCAGACGCGAACGCGACGCUAACCGCCGAGAUGCAAGUAGCAACGCUGUUCAGGGAGAGCGCUACCCUGCUGGGUGCCUCCAGCUUGGACCCCCCGCAGACCCACCAUCACCAGGGUAUGCACCAACCGCAGCAGCAACAGCAGCAGCAGCAGCAGCAGCAACAUCAGCAGCAUCAGCAGAUGCAGCAGCACGCCACCGAUAUGCACCUAGUCGGCCACCACAUGCAGCACCAUUACAAGAUGUCGUAUCCGUCACCGGUGCAGAACGGAGGACCAAAUGGCACGACGACGAUGAGCUGCGCGAGUUCUCAAGGGGUGAUGGUGAAGCAGGAGGCGAGGGACGACGGUUACGAGACGAGUCCGGACCUCGAGAUGAGGAGCACCGGCGGUGACAGCAGUCAGCAGUAUCACACGCCGCUGACACCACACACGCCGCACACACCGCACACGCCGCACACGCCCCUCACGCCGAUAUCGGCGACAGCGCAUCAACCCCAGCAGCCGGGCUCGACCGCCUCCACCCUCGGACAGGUCGCGAUAAAAUGCGAGACGCCGGUGGACCCGUACUCGUUCGUGGACGAGGAGAUGUCGAUGGGCGGCAUGAGGUCGGCGAGCAGUCCAGGCGGCAAUCCCGAGAACAUGACGGGUCCGGGCGGUGCCCAACCUGGCCUGGGUACACCCACGUCGACGCCGCCCGGGGCGCUGGCCGGACCGCAACAUCAUCAGAUGAAUCUCGUGAUGAACGGCGCCGUCAAUCCGCAGCUGGCCCAUCAGCCGAAGAAGCGCGGCCGCAAAAAAAAGUCGGAGAUGAUACUCACCCCCGAGGAAGCGGAGCUCGCGGAGGCCAAGAAGCGCGCCAAGACGUACAAAGAGAGGAAGAAGCACGACAGGUUCGACGGCAUGCCGGAAGAGGAAGUGAGCAAGCGCGUCCUGCCGGAUCAUCUCACCAACAACCUUGACAUUAUUAUAAUCGGCAUCAACCCCGGACUGUUCGCCGCUUACAAGGGACACCACUACGCCGGGCCUGGGAAUCAUUUCUGGAAAUGUCUACAUCUAAGUGGUCUCACGCCCGAGCCAUUGACAGCGGACGACGAUUACAAACUCCUGCGCCUCGGCAUCGGUUUUACAAAUAUGGUAGCACGCGCCACGAAAGGCAGCGCGGAUCUCACGAGGAAGGAAAUUAAGGAAGGUAGCCACAUUCUGCUGGAAAAGUUACGAAAGUAUAAGCCAAAAAUUGCCGUGUUCAACGGCAAACUCAUAUACGAGGUGUUUUCGGGGAAGAAGGAGUUUGGAUUCGGAAGACAGCCAAACCUCGUGGACGGCACAAAUACGUACAUGUGGGUGAUGCCUUCAAGCAGCGCGAGGUGUGCCCAGUUACCACGGGCUGCCGACAAGGUGCCGUACUAUGCGGCCCUGAAGAAGUUCCGUGACUAUCUGAACGGCACGAUCACGCAUCUGGACGAGUCGGACAUCGUCUUCGCCGACUCGAAGCUCAAGAAGAAGGAUCAGGAGCCGAUCGAGGACAAGAAGCCGGUGUUCAACGACGACUUGGCCGACGGCGAGGGCCGCAUCACGGAGAUCAACGGCGCUGGGGUGAAGCAAGAGUCGGGUGUGCAGAUACCUGGCAAGAAGAAGCGAGGUAGACCGAAGAAGAUAAAGAAUCCCGAAGAUCAGCCGCCGCCGGAUCCCGAAAAGCUGGACGCGAACGGCGAGGUCAUCAAGAAACGCCGCGGCCGCCCGAAGAAGAUACACCAGCAGCAGAAGCAGCUGGAGCGGGAGAACCGUGAGCGAGAGCAGCAGCAACAGCAGCAGCAGCAUCAGGCGAUGGGCCAUCUGAGCGAUGGCUACGGUAACGCCGUGCCGAAUUGCUUCUCACCGCCGUUGAUGUCGCCGCCGAAGACGUUCCCGCACAUGGCACCGUAUCCGCAGCCGAUGAACGACUCCGGCUUCUUCGGUCAGAGUAUGCAAGACAGCAGCCCGUACAACAUGAGUGCGAAGCAGAGCCCGGUGCACCUGCACCAGCACUACAGCCAGAGCCCCAAGUCCAUGUCGCUGUCGUUCACGCACUCGGACCUGUCGUCGGAGAUCAACACCGCGAUCUCGUCGGAGAACAACCUGGAGCCGUCACCGCUCACGUCGCCCAGUGUGGAGCACCCGGACUUUGAGCCACCCACCAGCAUGUCGCAGCAGAACAUGGCCAACGACCAUCGCCAGUACAAUCCUGCCGGCCCGGGACCAGACCCUACCGCCACCGGGCAUCACGGCAGCCCUGGAACACCCUCCCAUAACAGCUACGCCAAUUACAUGGGCUACCACGACCAGACGCCGGAGGCGCACAAUCCGCAUCCUCAUCAGACGACGUCGACGCCGCUUAGCCAGACCGCCGAGGACCACUCCCAUCACUCCCAUCCGACACCGCCGCACACACACCCGCACACGCCUACCCAUGUGGCCUCCAUGUCGCCACAUCACCAUCCGCACGAGCAGUACGGCAUCAAGAGGAACUCCGCUCAAGACGUGGCGUCCAAGAGCCUCAGUGAUCUGGAGUCCCUUGUGGACCAGAUCCCGAGCAUAGCCGAUGGCGGCGGCGGUAGUCAACGACUACAGCAUUCGCACUCGGGCAUGCCGGACGACAGUUUGGCCGAGAAAAUGGACGCUCACCAUCAGUCCUACAUGUCCGGUUUCGGUGGUAUACAAACCGCCGGCGGAAUGACCAAUUACAGCCCACCUUUGACUUCAGGUGGCGGUAUCUAUCCCGGCUCUCUGCACCAUUCGCCCAGCGACGGCUACGGCAGCCUGUACAGCAUGAACGGCCGUCAUCAUCAGGAAUCUCAGCAGCAGCAGCAGCAGCAACAGCAACAGCAGCAGCACCAACAGCAGCAGCAACAGCAGCAACAGCAGCAGCAGCAGCAACAACAACACAGCAAGUCCUACACGGUGGAAAAUCUGGCGUCCAGCAACUACACACCCAGCAUGAACCACGGCCAUCCCGGAAACUCGUAUCCCAACAUCAUACCCGGACCACACUACCCGGUGCCGAUGGGCUCCACCAACGGCUACCUGUUCAGCGGUCUCGAGUCCAGCCUGAUGCAGCGUACCUACGGGAUCGGCGGCAUGAGCGGCAUGGGCGGCAUGCACCCGGCAUCCGCUCUCGGCCACAUGCCCAAUCCGUACCCGUACAACGGCUCGUACUCGAGUUCCUUCGACGCUUACCCGGCGCCACCGGCUGGCAUACACGCCCCAAGCGCCAAUUACCCCGGCUACGUCGGUACGGCUGGCGCGGCGCCCAGCACCACCACCACGCCGCCGUCCUACCUCCCGUCGCACCACAGACCGCCGGUCGACCUCUCCUACGACGGUGUAUGAUAAUCGAUGUAAAGCGCGUUUCUCACCGCCCAACCACACCACCACCCCUUCGUCAUCCCUCUCCCCUGCUCCUCCCCUCCGCCCCUCAUCCCCCCUAUUAAUCCCCCCCCGCCUGCCGAUCGCCUCCCGCGCGCGAGCGACACACGACACGCGCAGCCGCGUUUAUCUUUUCUACGUAUUUUUACACACGUCUAGGCUCGUACUCAACGUCGGGGGCACACCGGUCGUCGCGCGUCGUCUUCUCGUCGUCGUCGUCGUCGUCGUCGUUCCCCCUUUGGAAUCGCCCGCGAGCUACCCAAGCGCAAGCGUUGGCGAGAUGCUACUUCGCGAGCGCUCUUUCGCUCUCUGUCUGUCUAUCUGUCUGUUUGUCUGUUUCUGUGGUGCCCUGAAACUCUGGUGCUAUCUGUGGUGCCGCUUCUUUUUCUUCUUCUCUCUCUCUCUCUCUCUCUCUCUCUCUCUC